GUUUUGAUUUCGUCGUCGUCGUCGUCGUCGUAUUUGUACUCCGCGUAGAUUUGUGCAUUUUUACUCUGGGACAAAACAUAUAUACGCACAGCGGAAGAACAGGCACACGGCGACAGAUAAAGGCAGUGUGUGAGUUCGGAGGGUCCUGCGCACGGUGGUGUGUUUCGUUUUGGGGGGUACCCGCGUCCUCCAAGGUGGGCGCACGGUCGCUUUGCUUACUUUCGCGGUCCCAAAGUCCACGCGAAAUCGCGCAACGCAUUCUUCUCGCGUGAUCACAUGUGAUCGACCAACGCACACGCACACAAAAUGUUCUUCGCGUUGCUAAUGAUAAUAAUGGAAAUGACGAUAGAUUCGCGACGAUUCGAGCUGUGGAAGCGUUCCGAUAGCCACCGCCACCAGGCGUAUGCAGUGAAAUCUUAGUAGCAAAGGUGAGAAGACCGAAACCGUGAAUAUACAGCAAACUGUUCCCUUCUAUUGCGCUUCGUGCGUUUGUGUGGCGUGAUCGUGAAUUUUCAACUUUCUAGCGCAAUUUACUGUGCUGUGCCGUGCGUGUGCACCAGUUAACCUCAGGAAGGUGCUAAAGUGCGUGCAGAAAAAGAAGGGAAGGAGAGUACUCGAGAUCGAGAUCUCAUCGUGAGGAGGUGGUGCGUGUUUAAGUGUAUGUGUACGUGUGUGUGUGUGUGUAUGUGUGCGCGCGCUUGUGUACAAGCCGUUCAUAAUAUUUAUGUUUGGCACUUGCAUCCGUGCGUGAGAACGGAUACGUGCAGUGACGCGGUUACGGUGUGCAUCUCUUGCACGUCUCGUGUUUGUGGGAGUGUAUGUGUGCGUGCGUGCUGUGUAUAUCAGUGUACGUUUCAUCCGUGUGGUGUGGGGCUAGGAUUGUGCGUCUAUCUCUAGCUGUUUACGAAUGAAAAACAACUUCGAAGAAGAACUAGUGAGAUGUUAACAGUGCAUUUUAAAUGCAAAUUAUCUUUACAAAAGUUACACUAAAGUGGUGAUACACGGUUUGUGUUCAAGUGCUGGUUGAUCAUCGGGUGCAAAGAGGAUUAAAGUGGCGAUUUUUGGAAGAUUGUAGUACUGUUUACGAUCAUCAUCACGCAUCCGUAGUGGCACUGUGCAUUUGCUGUGUUGUGUGUUUACAAGACAUCGCGUACAGCUGUGUGAGUGUGUUUUAACUGUGUAGAACGUUUCGAGCCGUAGGAGAACGAGAUUUUCUUCCCACUUUUCUUAGUUGUAGCAUGCAAAUAAAUCGUAAAGGUGGCUGGCGUAUCAGCGACCACGGAGCGACUUACUGCUCCCCCCGCGCCUCCACAGGGCCCUUCGCCCCUUCAGCUCUUAGAUGAGUCUCACAUGUCAAUUGCUGCGGCUGAAAAUGCAGGGCUUGGCCCAUGUGAACUACCACUGCCGGACCAGUGGCUUGUGCAUACACAACUGUCGCAGUCAACGCAAUCGUCUCAAGCAUCGUUCUACUCCGCAUCGCAAACCGGUGGCCAAAGUUUGGGUGGACUCGGUGGACUGUCAGCCUCAACACUGCCGAUACAACAACAACAACAACAUUCCUCCAGUGUCCAGCAGCAGCACUCACCAGCUCAGUUGCAAAACCAAAUCAACGCGACGCAAUCAGCAGCCGCCGCCGCCGCCGCCACAGCUACACCGGGAGCAGCUCCAGCAUCACAACUGCAGAGUCAGUCAAAAAUAAUGAAUGUCGUCGUACCAUCCGUGGCCUGUCCGCCUACCGCAUCGAAAAAGAUUCGCCGCAAACCAGACGCGAAGCCACAGUCACAGAUAAAUAAGUGCAACAACGAGAAACGUCGCCGAGAGCUAGAAAAUGAGUACAUUGAACAACUUGGCGAGUUUCUGCAGAUCAAGCGGGAUAUGACCGCUUGCAAACCAGACAAAGCGGCGAUACUAAGUGAAGUUGUACGAACGUUUCGUCAUAUGCUAGAGCAAGGAAACCCGAAUCUCACUGGUUCGCGGUGUUCCAAAUGCUCACCGGAUUGUUCUGCUUCCUGCAAACUGCACCCGGUGCAACAGGGAGAAGUGUCAUCCACUGAACCGCCGCUACCGGAACCCUCGGUAAACGGCCACUCGCCGGAAAAGUCAGCCUACUUCGAGGCAGUGCAACAUUACAUCUCGAACGUGGGCUGGGCCCUGCUGGAGAUCAACUCGGAGGGUGUGAUCGAAUGUGCCACGGAGAACGUCCGCGACGUACUGCACUACUCGCGCACGGAGCUCCACGGACAGUCUAUAUAUUCGUACCUGCAUACUGGUGAUCAUUCAAAGCUGAGUCCUAUUUUAAAUAAGAAUUCGUUUGAGCUAAACUGGGAUCAAAAUGAAGUGAGUACCACUGCUUGCUGGAGCAACGAUUUCCAAUCUAACCCUGCUUAUGCUCCUCCGCCGCAGAUGUUCUAUCAGACGCCAAAGCGUACCAUACGUACUAAAAUUCGUUGGUUACUGAGGGCGCCAGAAGGGGCAAACGAAACGAUCGAGCAGAAGCAGCAGCGCUUGGAAAAGUACAAGGAUCUGCUCAUCAUCUCUGCUCCCGUGAAGGAUGAUACGGAGGAAUCGUCCUCGGUGCUUUGUCUAAUUACACUACCCGAGGACGAUCAGGCAACCAUAGAAACUACCACCAUGCCACAAACGCUGGACGAACAGCUAACACUAAAGCUGGAUACUAGUGGUAACAUUAUAAAUUAUAACUCAUCGACCCUAAGGAAACAGUUUGCAGGAAAUUUUACCAAAGAAACCAUUCGGUCAAUCUACGACAUCUGCCACUAUCAGGACCGGCCGCGAUUGAACGAGCACCUCGGCAAUGUACGCGCGUCGAACGGAACGCCGCACGAGCUGACCUACCGUUUGCGGCUCGGUGGACCUGACGUGUACGUGCACGUGAAGACGCAGUCGAAGCUCUUCCGCAGCGCAAAACCAAACGAGUCCGACUUCAUAAUGGCCAUCUGUACCGUGCUGACGGAAAAUGAAGUCGCCAUGCUCUCGGCGGAUGGCAGCAGCAGCAGCGGGGGAAUGGUGAUGGGCGGUGGAAGUGGCAGCAGUGGUGGCCUUAGUGCGGCAAUGAGCGGCAGCAACAUUAACAAUAACAACGGCAGUAGCAGCAAUCCUACCUCAUCCUCAUCCAUGGGGCUGCUGAUGCCAAGCACGAGCAGCUCGGUGACAGGAGGCGGCCUAAACGGUGCCAACGACGUCGUAGCUCGUCACAUGGCCCAAAUCACACAGGGUGUUAGUAAUAUGGGUGGACCGCUAAUGUCGAGCGUGCUGAAUGGAGGGAGUGCCGGCAGUGGCAAUUCCGCCAGCACAUCCAGUUUGCUCGGCGGUUCUGGCGGAAUGACCGGAGGCAGUAUGAGUGUGUCCGCGGGCGGUGGUAUGACGACGGGCCCCGGUGGCGGAACACCGGGAACGCCUAUCGGCAUGGGUACGGGAGGCGGCAAUACCGGCAUGGGUCCGGCGGUCUCGAUGAGCUCGAUAGUAUCGCCGCGAAGUAAUCCCAACUCUUCGUCGCUGCUGUGCGCACCAUCGUCCGACAGUAGUAACUUCUUCAACACAGACUUUGAGCUCGAAUUUCCACAUUCCACGUUCGACAUGGAGGCGGUUGGUGUUGGGUGGGACUCACGACCCGACUCCCGUACCAGCGUCACUCCGGUCAGCACUCCUCGACCACCGUCCGUCAGCGCAUACAGCCCAGCGGCCGCACCGAUGUGUGCGUCACCGAUGACGCCGUACUACUCAGGCAACACGAUGGGCGGAAUGCCUUCGCCGUCGAACAAUAGCGGAGCGCCGGGGGGUAGCAGUAGUGGCGGCAACCUCAUCAAUCCUAGCUUAUCCCUGAACAACAACAAUAACAAUAACAGUAAUACCAACAACAACAACAACACUGGAACGCCGUUCGGAGGGAACGCGUUUCAGUUCCCGUUCGACGAUAGCAAGGAUAAGUUGCAGGACAUUCAGCAGCAGCAGCAGCAGCAGCAGCAGCAACACCAUCAUCCCCAUAUGUCGCCAAUGCAGCAGCAUCAGUCGGCGAUGCCGUCGCAGCAGAUGGUGCAACGACAGCCGCAACAUCCACAACAGCAACAUCACCAGCAGCAGCAGCAGCAACAGCAGCAGCAUCUACAGCAGCAUCUUCAGCAACAAGCGCAACCACCAACGAACACGCACGAUUCCGAGCGGUUGCGGAAUCUGCUUACAACCAAACGACCUCACUCAAAUGCCUCAUCCUCAUCCGGGUUGGAUAUGGACCAUGACCAUCGGAAUCCUAAUCGAAUUUUGAAGGGCUUGCUAAAUUCCGAAGAAGAAAAGGAUAGUAAUGGCAAUAAAGUAAAUACCGCCUCUCUUUCACAACGUAUACCUCAAUCGGUUAGAACGCCAGCGCAGGGUAGUAAUAAUGGUGGUGGUGGUGGUGGUGGUGUUAGUGGGCUCGGGUUAACGGCCCGGGCAGCGGGAAAUGAGAAUAGUAAAGCCAGUAGCAACAAUAUGCUAUUACAGCUGCUCAACGACAAAAGUGAUGACGACGAAAGUGACGCCCGCAACCGACAAGGUCCGAGCGAACUUCUUAAGCAGCUGCAAAAGGUUAAAGAUGAGCCAAAGGAGCAUUAUCCGCCGCCAUUGAACAACGAAGAACUCAUCCAGAAGCUACAGGUACAAAGCAAUGACCGAAAGCGACCUUCGACCGAGCCAGACGAAGGGGCGGCGGUCAAGCGAACGGACAACAGGCCGUCAAAGUUGCGCGAGCGCAACAAGAUGCUGGCCUCCUUGCUGGCCAACCCGUCCAAAGCACCAAUGCCAAUGCAAACGGCCAUGCCGUUCAAUCGCAUCAUCCCGGACAUACCCAACUCCGGGCUGGCUCGGCAGCUAGCAAACGUGUCGAGUUCGACGGCGCCGAACCAAACGCUGAAUAAUAACAAUCUAACCACUAGCAACAAUAAUUUAAAACAAGUACAACAGCUGAACCAAAUGCGCCUCCAGCAGCAGCAGCAGCAGCAACAGCAGCAGAUGCGCAAAUCAGCUAUGCCUUCUCAAUCGCAGCAACCUCCAACAUCCUCCGAUAUCUACCUCAACCAUCAGCAACAGCAGCACCAUCAUCAACACCCCCAAACGCACCAACAGCACCUGCAGCAGCAGCAGCAGCAGCAGCAUCAUUCGCAACAUCCGCAACAGCAGCACCAUACGCAGGCAUCGAUGAUGCAGCAGCAGCAGCAGCAGCAGCAACAGCAGCAAAUGUUGGCCGCCCAGCGGCAGCAAAACUUUUCGCCCGCGAUCCAGGACUCCGGCAUCGGGUCGGCUGGCGGUGGCAGCGGUUCGUUUGCAACGUCGACGCCCGCCACCUCGACGCAACUCGUGACGGAGUGGGACCCGGAGCUCAACGAAAUACUUAAUCACGUGAUUGAGAUUGCACCGGAGGGCGACUUUGCCGAGAGUGAACUCAACAGUAUCUUAGGCUUAAGUCCAAUUGAAUCGUCUACAUCGUCGGUUGUACCGUCGCAGUCGAGCCAACCGGAUAUACAAGAAAAGUUGGCAAUCAAUGCCAUCCAGAAAUCGUUAAUGCAGUACGAAAAUGUCAGCUCUCCAUUACAACCACAGCCCCAACCACAGUUCAGCGGAAGUCCGCCAGCCUACCCAAUGCACACGAUGGCCGGAGGAGCAAACAACGGUGCGGGUUCGGGCGGUGGCAGUGGACCGGGCAGUAUGGGUCCUGUAGGUGGUCCGCCUGGCAGUGGCCCAACAGGUUUGGUGGGUCCUGGCGGUUCGGGCAGCGCCGGUGGUGGUGCGGGCACUGGUGGCCCAGGACUCAAUCCGGGCACCAGUUUGCAACAGCAAUCGUCACAAGCGGGGCCAAACCAAAACUUUACACCACCGCCAGUGUACACGCAGCGGAUGCGGAUACCACCGCAGGGUCAGCUAGGUAACGCGAAUCCCGUCGUACCGCAGAACUUGCUUGCAAUGCAGCAGAAGCUGCAGCAUCAAAGUCGGGAUCAUCGUAUGUUGCAGGAGCAACAGCGAACGCGUCUGCUGCAGCAGCAACAGAAGCAGCAGAUGGUGGUUACGGUGAACCCGACAGCAAACUCAGACCUUGGUCCUCCCAACGUUACGCUGACGCGAGCAAAUAAUGUACCGGAUUCACAGCUUAGUCCCGGAUUUUCGCCGAGCCUGAUGCAGCAACAGCUGAGUCCAAGUCAAAGGACGCAACUUAGUCCGCAACAAGCAGGAUUCCAAGGCAACCCGUUCAACAACAAUCCAGGCCAUCGUCUAUCUCCUCAGCUGCAGCAGAUGGUGUCCGGGUUUGGCAAUGCAGGUAGCAACGUCAAUCAACAGCUAUCACCGCGCCAACCACCACCGUUCGGUGGUGGAGUUGGGGGCCAACCGGUCAACCAACCGAAUGUGGUCGUUUCGGGGCAAUCACCUCAGCAACAGCAGCAGCAGCAGCAACAACAGCAGCAGCAGCAGCAACAGCAGCAGCAGUGGCAACAGAACGCGAACGCAAGGCUAUCGAUUCAGCAACAAAAUCCUAUGCUGAAUGCUCAGCUUUCGUCCGUGGGCGGAUUUAAUCCGAAUGCUCCGAACCGACAGUUUGUCGGUCCACCUCAAAGGCAGCGCGGUACGCUUAACAGUCCUGGAACGCCCCGGCAGCAAAGCGCGUUCGGUGGCUCAAUGGUGGACGGUGGCGGGUUUCCUGGCCCACCGAGCCCCUCACCUGUCGGCGUGUCCGCACCAAACUUUGCCAAUCCCGUCUAUGCCAACCAGCAGAUGAGGCUCCAGCGGCAAGGCAGUGUGCCUCCGCAAUCCACUCAACACUUGCCAGCUGUUUUCGCAGGAUCGCCCCGUUCCGCGUACGGUGGACAUGGGCCCGGUCCGGAUGCCACCGGUUACGGUAUGAUGUUCGGCAAUGCGGCAGCAAUGCAGCAGCAUACGGCGAGCUCACCAGGCGAUUACUUCAAUCGCAGUCAAACUGGUCUCAACGGUGGUAUUAUCGGUGGUGGAAAUAGUGGCAGCGGCGGCGGUGGAGGCGGCGUCGGUAACGGAAACGGUGGUAUGGGUCUUAGCAAUGGCACACAUUCAAGCGGCCAAAGCCUUAACCAUUCGGAACUGGUGCGGCAGGAGCUGCGAGCCAUUGUUAGUGGCCGGGCGCAGCGACCCCCCUCGCACGGCAGUAGUCCGAUGGGUCUGUCGCCCCUGGGAGGCAUGUCCCUGCCAAGCUGUGGCGAAGGUGCGAACGGUGUGGUUGGUAGUAACGGGGGCCUAAAUGUGUCCAGCGUAGGCAGUAGCAACGGAAGCUGUGGUACACUCGCCAACAGCCCGUCGUCAGGAAUGCUGAGUGGUAUCGGGGGUGGUGGCGGCGGUGGUGGUAGUAGUUUGGGUGGAGGAGCAAGUGCACGAACAUCCUUGUCGGAUGCCGGAACGGCCGGUACGAUGAUGCUUCACAGCGGUAACGCUCCCACUGGCCUAGAUCCAUCGAUGCUGUUUAAUUUCCAUCUCACCCAGAAAGAGUUUUUCGGAGGAAACACGAGCCGGUGACCCGAGAAAUUCAUCCCUUCUUCUGCAAAAACUUCUGUCGGAUUGAAGUAAGAGGACGGCGCGCGUCGUGAUAUCCUGCACACCGGAAGACUAUACAGACAGAGCAUCACCUCCUUCAUUUGCCCACGCUGAUCGAGUGUGCUAGCUAUAAGCAACAACUAUAACAAACAAACGGGAAAAGACAAUGCGGCGGAGACGAGACGCGGACAGCGGCCAGAUGGUGGUCGACCAGGUCGUCAUCAUCGUGAGCCGCGCCUGUGACCAUCGUGCAUUCGUGGAGACUGUGAUUGAGCAUCGAGAGAGAAAAUCAGGAAAAGCUAAAACCUGCACACAUAUACAUAUAUACAUACACAUAUAUAUAUACCGCCUAGAUCGUUACAAAGUGUGUGCACAAAACUAGAAAACUUACCGUGUUUUUUUUUUCUUCUGCAAAAGUGUACUGAAAAGGCUCAUAUCCGGCAGUACGGGGUGCAGUCAAACAGGCGGUACCGUGCAACCGGGCUGCUGCUGCUGCCACUGUAUUUCCGUGUGCCGGUAGAGCAUAAGGAACAAAUGAUACAACCGAAUUUGUGAUUUGAUGUUGAAAACAAAAUAAAAUUAAAAACCUAUAAAGCGGAGAACGAGAGCGCUCUCGUGCGUGUAUAAAGUGGAGAUAGUGGAGGUGGAGACGAGAAAAGAUGCAUGUGAUAUGUGCAUGUAAAAAUUCAAGCAUACAAAGUAGAACAAAGCAAAAACGGGAAAGUGGCGAGAAAGGGUGGUAGAACAAAGAAUGAUAGUGAGAUGAGAGCAGGAAGGAGUUUAGUGUACGUGGUAAUUGAGGAGCUAUCGUAUUGUAGAGUAACAAAAUAACAAUGUACAUAAUAACCCGUGUACACAGAGAGAGAGAGGGAGAGGAAGAGCGGGGGGGGAAUGCAACAAGCGUUAAGAAAUAGUCAUGUGAGAACGAUGGACAGGGUUUGAAGCUUGUUCGUCAUAGCGGAGUCGCAUACGCUUCAUUAGACAUAUUGGCGCAAAGCAAACAAACAAACAAAAAAUGCGAUAAAAUUUGUUGACAAAAAAAAACGAAACAUAACACGAAGAGUACGAAAAUGGUAAUAAUAAUAAUGGAAAUGGAAAUAGAAAUACCUCUAACUUUAGUUCAAAGUAAACGUUACAAACAAACACAAAAAAAAACGGGAUGAAGAUGCUUAAAACGGAAUGUUACUCUACACUUGGUUGUGUUGGGUAAAAAAGGAGCUCUUUUUAAAGAGGAGAGAGGGCAACUGUUCAAUAACAUGUGAGUGGUGAGACCUGUCCGGUAGCUCCGCACUCACUGAGCGCGAAGAGGUCGAAGAGCGCGCUCAGAGCCCUCACUUUAUUGAGGCGAGACCACCCGCGGUAGCUCUCGCGCUCACUACCCAACACUACGCUACACCUUUGAACACAAUAUUAACACACCACGCCACGACGCCACAUGCAAAAACGGAAACACAAAGGAAGAUAGCGGAGAUAGAAGAUAAUGAUGAAAACCAAAACAUUGUAGAAAUGUGUGCGUGAUAAGGGCAAAUGCGAUGAGACACGAUGAAAAUAUCCUUCAAGGAUAUCGAAACCAAGCGGACGAAAAACACACGGAUCGAUCGAUGUCUGACCAACAACAAAGCACGGAAAUCAAAAGUAACACAAACACACAGCCACUAAUUAAAAAGGUUUCGGAUCGGAUAGCAGUAGAACCCACAACACCACCACGCUGGAGCAGCAAAAGGGAAUCGGCAUAAAACCACCACACACACACACACAGAAAACACCACAUCCGGUAGAAAGAAGAAAAAACGUUCGUGUACUGUGAUAAUUUCUACUACUUUUUUCGAUACCACGAACCUUCUCGGUACCGGUUGUUGACAGCCUAUAUACAACAAUGUUGUUGUGUUGCUUGGUUCUUGUGUUGUUUAUAGCGAUUAUCUCCGCUAGAAGAAGAAGAAGCAGUGUAACAUUGGCAUUUCUUAAAGUUCUUUAGAUUUUUGUUUGUUUUUUGUUCCCGUUAGGAACAGCUGUUUAAUGUGGUUUGGUUGUUACACAUACAAACACUCGCGCCCCCAAAACACAAGCACGCGGUGUCAUCCGCCUGUGUUUGUUUACUAAAUCGGGGUACGAUAAUCAAACACAAAUUUUGUAUUUUUUUAAGUGAAGUUGAACUUACACAACACCACCCGCUCCAUCGUUAGGCUUGUUGGACGAAGGCUUUUUCUUCCAUUUUGCAAGAGAACGGAAUGCUUUUGUGGCUUUGGUGGUGUCGAAAAACACGUGACCCUCUUUUUGCAGACAUGAACCGUUGGCAGGACCGCGCGCGAUAUAGUGAUCGUUGUGUAUGUGUAUAUAUAUCUCUAUAUAAAGCUAUAUAUCUAUGUAUGAAGUUUUGAGUUGUAAAAGUUGUACAAGUUUUUACCUUUUAAUGAUUAUUAUUAUUAUUAUUAUUGUUUACAAAGCAAGUGGCGUUUUUGCUUCCCAUUUCGUUGCCCCGUUUUGUUCGUUAUACAGGGGUCGGGUUUUGGAAAUUAGCGGGCAAAGCUUAACAUAGUAGCAUAAGAGAAACCAACUCAAAACAAAGGCCCCCCUCGGGCACGGGAAACAUCCAGCUCCAUCAUCGCGCCCACUGGCCCAAUUUUAACGUGCGCCAAUGUCGAACAGUUUCGAAGUCGAUCAACACAGAUCCAUUUUAUGUGUUUUUGUUUGUUAUUUUAUCGCUUUUGUUAUUACUGUCUUUUGGUUGCCGCGUUCAGGUAUUUUAACAAGCUCAACAGCAGCAGCAGCAGUUGUAGUCUCAUUUACUUCGCAAAAACACACCCUUCCCCCGGCAAUCGAUUGUUUUCUGUCGUGCCCUUUGCUUAUUGAACUUCUACCUUCCGUUGUUGUUGCUUGUUACGGAACAGCGCUGUGUAAAUAUAUACAUAUAUACAUUUUCUUAAAUCCAAAGUUUUGUUUUCCAUUCUGUUUCCGUUGUUGGCUUACUAAUCUUCAUUCCUUGCUACCACAAACACCGAUACCGAAACACACAAAAGUACACAGAGAUCGUGUCUCGAGCACGAGCACACGAAUGAUUGCUAGCUGGAACGGCUUUACGAUUACGAUUACUAAAUAGGCGUCACUCUACAGCUGUAAUAUUAUUAUUAUUAUUAUUAUUAUUAUCUUUAUUAUUAUUAUUAUUAAUAUUAUUAUUAUUAUUAUUUUGCGGUAAAAUACAUUGAUUGUAAUGAUUAUUAAUAUUAUUACUCUGCGCUAUCCAACUAUACGAUCUAUACACACCACACCACGUGUUGCGGGGGGUUAGUUUUAUUUCUUUGUGUUUUUUUUAUUAUUGCAAACGAAGAAUGAUGAAAAGUGUUUAAUUUGUAAAGUGGAAGAUAAACAAACGAAAGUGUUGUGCAAGAUUAACCCCGAAACUGCUGCUGUACGAAAAACAAAACACUGGUGGGAUAAAUUAUUAUUACGAGCGUGACAAAGCCGUGUUUGGUAAGUUGCAAAACUUUUUAAAUAAAUUUGCAAACAACAGCAAAAAGAAACACUUUUAAAAAUUAGGAAACAUGAAAUACGGACAAAAUUAUUACAAACAAACACGAUUGGAAAAUUGCAGAGCUUGUUGGAGUAUUGGAAGAGAGAAAACAAAACAAACAAAAAACACGCGAAACACGCAGGAAAGAAUAACCAAUCGGAUUUGCUGGGAAGAAUAUAUGAUUUGUUAUCGAUUAUUGAGUAAUAAAACAAAACAAGGCAACAACAUUAUAAAA
Molecule: messenger RNA, 11282 nt
Organism: Anopheles stephensi (Asian malaria mosquito)
Lineage: Eukaryota; Metazoa; Arthropoda; Insecta; Diptera; Culicidae
Gene: tai
Product: neurogenic protein mastermind
Exons: 17
Coding region: 1351-7521 (2056 amino acids)
Biological process (GO): cellular response to hormone stimulus; positive regulation of transcription by RNA polymerase II
Cellular component (GO): nucleus
Molecular function (GO): nuclear receptor binding; protein dimerization activity
Source: RefSeq, a predicted model, not a curated record